AUGUCUGCAAUUGUGUCUUCCCGUGACCCCAAUGCCGAAUACCUGCUCAUCGGCGCAUACAUUCGCUACUCUAGCUGGACCGCCCGAAUUGUGGCCAUUCUCGAGCACUUCAAGAUCCCGUACCGCUUCUCGCAACAUAACAAGGCCGACCCCAAUGGCCUCCAAACCAUCCACUCCCAACCCGCUCGCCUGGUCCCCACACUCACUGUUCCCUCGCUCGGUCCCAACCCGAUCCAUGAUUCCCUCGCAAUAACCGAGUUCCUCGCCGAAUCUCAUCCCGACCUCCCACUCUGGCCUGCCUCCCGCCGCCUCCGCGCCCUCGCCCGCAGUCUCGUGGCAGAGUUCCACUCCGGCUUCGGAAACCUGCGCAACAACUACCACACAAACUAUGAGGUUGCGCGCUUCCUUGAGUGCGUGGAUCUGGCACGGAGGGAGACGCUGGAAGUGGGGGUUGAGGGGCCGUAUUUGUUUGGAAGCUUUGGGGCCGCGGAUGCGUUUUAUUGGCCAGUGCUUUGGAGGUUACGUACGUACGGCUUUGAUCUGAGCGCUGCGUCGCCGUUGGCGAGGGAGUGGAUUGUGGCCAUGUGGAAGGAUCCGGUGUUGGUGGAGUUGGGGAGACAGAUGUUUAUUGAUGCAGAGAAUCCGGAGACGAGGGUGCCGGAGUAUGAGGGCAUUUUUCCGGGGGGGGCGGAGAUGAUUCAUCAGAACGAACCACGGCACCUCAACAUUCUGAGGAGCACUGACUACCGGAUACCCCAGGAUCGUGAUUUGGCGCAAUAUUUCUUUGGACAUGGAUUAACAUGGCACAGCACCUAA
Molecule: messenger RNA, 816 nt
Organism: Morchella importuna
Lineage: Eukaryota; Fungi; Ascomycota; Pezizomycetes; Pezizales; Morchellaceae
Exons: 7
Coding region: 1-816 (271 amino acids)
Biological process (GO): glutathione metabolic process; L-phenylalanine catabolic process
Molecular function (GO): maleylacetoacetate isomerase activity; glutathione transferase activity
Source: RefSeq, a predicted model, not a curated record